Aspergillus aculeatinus CBS 121060 is the source of this 1180-nucleotide messenger RNA. Its product is annotated as class I SAM-dependent methyltransferase. The transcript is spliced from 2 exons. Gene Ontology annotation, molecular function: methyltransferase activity. The record is from RefSeq and is a predicted model, not a curated record. Bases 33 to 1031 code for a protein of 332 amino acids. Lineage: Eukaryota; Fungi; Ascomycota; Eurotiomycetes; Eurotiales; Aspergillaceae.
AGCACUGUUUGCUCUUUCUAGCCACCCAAAUGAUGCCCCCCGACCACCCCGAUAAGACAUGGAUCGACGUCGAUGACUCGCACCAGGAGGACUACGCCAGCGACAGCCACUCCUUCACCACCUCCCUUGCCUCCUCCGUCCAGGACUACAAUUUCGAGAACGGCCGCCGCUACCAUGCCUACCGGGAAGGCGAAUACCCGUUCCCCAACGAUGAAGCCGAGCAGGACCGUCUCGACAUGGUCCACUACAUCUUCCGCAUGGCCUUGCAGGGGAAGCUCUACCAAGCCCCGUUGCGCGGACCCGUGCGACGCAUCCUCGACCUCGGCACGGGCACGGGGAUCUGGGCCGUGGAGAUCGCAGACGAGAUGCCGCAGGCCCGCGUGCUGGGGAAUGAUCUGAGUCCGAUCCAACCUACCUGUGUGCCCCCCAACCUCGACUUCAUCAUCGACGACAUCGAAGCCCCCUGGCCCUACUCCCCCGCCGAGGCGUUCGACUUCAUCCACCAGCGCAACAUGGUCGGCUCCAUCGCCGACUGGAACGGCCUCUUCGCCCAGGCGCACCGGCACCUCGUGCCCGGCGGAUACUACGAGAUCCAGGAGUUCCGGGUGGACUUCCAGUCCCAGGCGCGCGCAGGGCCCACUCUCCCCGCGAGCGCCAGCAUCGCGCGGUGGCAGCAUUCUCUUCAGGAGGCGUCGAGCCGCUUCGGCAAGCCCCUCAACGUCGUGCACACGCUGGCCGACACGCUGCGCCGCAACGCCUUCGUCGACGUCACCGAGGAGGUCGUCAAGAUCCCCAUCGGCGCGUGGGCCCGCGACCACAAGCUCAAGCGGCUGGGCGUCCUCAUGCAGGCCCACGCGAUCGACUCGGUCGAACCCCUGACCAUGGCGCUUUUCACCAGGGUGCUGGGCUGGUCGGAGGACGAGUGUCGCGCGCUGAUCGCCGAGGUGCAGGCUGAGUUCUCGGCCAGUCCCGAGCGCCAGCAGUUGUUUGUUGAGCUGCAUGUUAUCCAUGGGCGGACGCCGUGUUCGUGAUGAUGCAGUGGUGUGGCGGUUAUGAAUUGCUGCUUUGGAGAGACAGUCUGGUUAUGGGUGAUAUUGGCUUGGUUUGGGAUGCAUUGUGAUUUAGCCUGUUGUCGAUGCUCUCAGAAGACAUUUCAAGGCCUACAGGCUGAUUUCGCGCG